AUGACUUUAGGAGAACUUCUCUUCCAGUUAAACCAAGAUGCUAGAGCACUAUGUCUCACAACGUCGCAGGUCUUGGCCUACACGGUCAAGUGUCAGCACCACCAGACGCUGGUCUUGGCCUACACGGUCAAGUGUCAGCACCACCAGACGCAGGUCUUGGCCUACACGGUCAAGUGUCAGCACCACCAGACGCAGGUCUUGGCCUACACGGUCAAGUGUCAGCACCACCAGACGCAGGUGGUUAAUGGUCCUCUUAUUGUUGGUGGUUACCUGGUUAAUGGUCCUCUUAUUGUUGGUGGUUACCUGGUUAAUGGUCCUCUUAUUGUUGGUGGUUACCUGGUUAAUGGUCCUCUUAUUGUGGUUAAUGGUCCUCUUAUUGUAGGUGGUUACCUGGUUAAUGGUCCUCUUAUUGUGGUUAAUGGUCCUCUUAUUGUUGGUGGUUACCUGGUUAAUGGUCCUCUUAUUUCAGCGAACGUCGGAGAGCGGUCAGGGGACGCCGGGGAGCGGUCAGGGGACGCCGGGGAGCGGUCAGGGGACGGCGCCGGGGAGCGGUCAGGGGACGGCGCCGGGGAGCGGUCAGGGGACGGCGCCGGGGAGCGGUCAGGGGACGGCGCCGGGGAGCGGUCAGGGGACGGCGCCGGGGAGCGGUCAGGGGACGGCGCCGGGGAGCGGUCAGGGGACGCCGGGGAGCGGUCAGGGGACGCCGGGGAGCGGUCAGGGGACGCCGGGGAGCGGUCAGGGGACGCCGGGGAGCGGCUCUGGACACCGGAGGAGGCUCUGGGACCCGGAGGAGGCUCUGGGCCCCGGAGGAGGCUCUGGGCCCCGGAGGAGGCUCUGGGCCCCGGAGGAGGCUCUGGGACCCGGUGGAGGCUCUGGGCCCCGGAGGAGGCUCUGGGCCCCGGAGGAGGCUCUGGGCCCCGGAGGAGGCUUCAGCCACUGACAUGGUGGAUCUCCUCUCCCAUAACAGGAUUUGAAUACUGCAUUCAGCCGUCCCCAUGGUACUUAUCCCUUAGUGUACCAGGUGCUCACCAGGACCCUCUUAGUGCAGCUGGUGUUCACCAGGACCCUCUUAGUGUACCAGGUGCUCACCAGGACCCUCUUAGUGCAGCUGGUGUUCACCAGGACCCUCUUAGUGUACCAGGUGCUCACCAGGACCCUCUUAGUGCAGCUGGUGUUCACCAGGACCCUCUUAGUGUACCAGGUGCUCACCAGGACCCUCUUAGUGCAGCUGGUGUUCACCAGGACCCUCUUAGUGUACCAGGUGCUCACCAGGACCCUCUUAGUGCAGCUGGUGUUCACCAGGACCCUCUUAGUGUACCAGGUGCUCACCAGCACCCUCUUAGUGCAGCUGGUGUUCACCAGGACCCUCUUAGUGCAGCUGGUGCUCACCAGGACCCUCUUAGUGCAGCUGGUGCUCACCAGGACCCUCUUAGUGUACCAGGUGUUCACCAGGACCCUCUUAGUGCAGCUGGUGUUCACCAGGACCCUCUUAGUGCAGCUGGUGUUCACCAGGACCCUCUUAGUGCAGCUGGUGUUCACCAGGACCCUCUUAGUGCAGCUGGUGCUCACCAGGACUCUCUUAGUGCAGCUGGUGUUCACCAGGACCCUCUUAGUGCAGCUGGUGUUCACCAGGACCCUCUUAGUGCAGCUGGUGUUCACCAGGACCCUCUUAGUGCAGCUGGUGCUCACCAGGACCCUCUUAGUGCAGCUGGUGCUCACCAGGACCCUCUUAGUGCAGCUGGUGUUCACCAGGACCCUCUUAGUGCAGCUGGUGUUCACCAGGACCCUCUUAGUGCAGCUGGUGUUCACCAGGACCCUCUUAGUGCAGCUGGUGUUCACCAGGACCCUCUUAGUGCAGCUGGUGCUCACCAGGACCCUCUUAGUGCAGCUGGUGUUCACCAGGACCUUCUUAGUGCAGCUGGUGCUCACCAGGACCCUCUUAGUGCAGCUGGUGUUCACCAGAACCCUCUUAGUGCAGCUGGUGUUCACCAGAACCCUCUUAGUGCAGCUGGUGCUCACCAGGACCCUCUUAGUGCAGCUGGUGCUCACCAGGACCCUCUUAGUGCAGCUGGUGCUCACCAGGACCCUCUUAGUGCAGCUGGUGUUCACCAGGACCCUCUUAGUGCAGCUGGUGUUCACCAGGACCCUCUUAGUGCAGCUGGUGUUCACCAGGACCCUCUUAGUGCAGCUGGUGUUCACCAGGACCCUCUUAGUGCAGCUGGUGCUCACCAGGACUCUCUUAGUGCAGCUGGUGUUCACCAGGACCCUCUUAGUGCAGCUGGUGUUCACCAGGACCCUCUUAGUGCAGCUGGUGUUCACCAGGACCCUCUUAGUGCAGCUGGUGCUCACCAGGACCCUCUUAGUGCAGCUGGUGCUCACCAGGACCCUCUUAGUGCAGCUGGUGUUCACCAGGACCCUCUUAGUGCAGCUGGUGCUCACCAGGACCCUCUUAGUGCAGCUGGUGUUCACCAGGACCCUCUUAGUGCAGCUGAGUGGCUCCCAUGA
Procambarus clarkii (red swamp crayfish) is the source of this 2505-nucleotide messenger RNA. The record is from RefSeq and is a predicted model, not a curated record. NCBI's taxonomy places the organism in Eukaryota, Metazoa, Arthropoda, Malacostraca, Decapoda, Cambaridae.